This is a messenger RNA of Hippoglossus stenolepis (Pacific halibut), 1237 nucleotides long. RefSeq lists its product as uncharacterized. Bases 1 to 687 code for a protein of 228 amino acids. The record is from RefSeq and is a predicted model, not a curated record. NCBI's taxonomy places the organism in Eukaryota, Metazoa, Chordata, Actinopteri, Pleuronectiformes, Pleuronectidae. The transcript is spliced from 4 exons.
AUGCGCCAGGGUGAAGAGACGGUGACAGAAAGGACAAGGACACAGUCAAAGAAGAAGAAGAAGAAGAAGAGACAGACAACGAGAGAGAGCUACUGCAACUGUCGAGGAAACAUCGUCACUUCACUUCAAAAUCUGAAUGAUGGUCAGAUUCAGUUUUGGAAAAGAAAGCGGAGGAGAACAGAGAGCAUUCAAAAUGAUCGCCAAGACUUUGGUCUUUGUUGUAAUACUGAUUGCAUCCACCAGCCCGACAGCAGAAGGAAGCCUGAAACUCAGGUGUCCCAGAAGUGUAAAUCCAAGUGCCCCGACAUCCACCACAGCUGGUCCCACAGCUGGUCCAACAACUGGUCCCACAACUGGUCCCACAACUGGUCCCACAGCUGGUCCAACAACUGGUCCCACAGCUGGUCCCACAGCUGGUCCAACAACUGGUCCAACAACUGGUCCCACAGCUGGUCCAACAACUGGUCCAACAGCUGGUCCCACAGCUGGUCCCACAGCUGGUCCCACAGCUGGUCCAACAAACACCCCAACAACAGGAAACCCAGUCGCGGGAGCACCGGGCCAAAUCUCAAAUAUAACAGUGGCAAGCUUGACAGCAGCAGCAACGGCAGCAGCAGCAGCAGUAGCAGCAACAGCAGCAGCUACAGCAGCAGCGGCUGGAGCAGCCUCUUCAGGACGAGAUGCUGAAGAUGCAGUAGCAGCUGCAGUAGCCGCUGUCACUGCUGCAUUAAAUGCAGCUGCAGCUUCUGAAGGACCACUAAAUGGAAUACCACCUGCUUUUGCUGCUAGAGAAGCAGCAAAAGCAGCUGAAAAGGCAAAAUUAGCAUUAAAUGCAGCGCUAAAAGCAGCUUCAUCAGCCCCAGCAUCAAGAGCAGAAAUGUUAAAAAAAAUAGUAGAGGCUUCAGCAAAUAUAUCAGCUGCAGCAGAUAAGGUGGCUGAAGCUGCAGCUGCAGCUGCCUCUUCAACAACAGCAGAAUCAGCAAAGUUAGUUGCAGCAGCUGCAACAGAUGCAGCAGAAGCUGCAUCAAGAGCUCUAGCUGCAUUGCAGGUAGCAUUAUCAGGGAACAAAUAUGCAACAUCCGGAAACAACACAAACUCACCAUUUGUGCAAGCAUCAAUUUUAGCAGCAGAAAAAGCAGCAGAAUUGGCUGCAGCAACAGCAAUGAAAGCAAAACAAGCAGCUGAAGCUGCGGCAGAUGCAGCAACAGCAACAUCUGGAACUGCAUCAAUCAAUAAG